GCUUCGGUCUGAGAGGUGCCAGGAGGAUCUGAGGGAGAGGCCGGGGGCGUGCACAUGUUUUACCUUCCUUUAUGCUGGGGCCGACCUGGGACCGCCGGGGACCGCGCCAGGAAAAUUAACGGAUGCUGCAGAUCUCUCCACGGCGACCACCCGCCGCCGCCCUGGACACGGCAACGCACAGCAACACAACCUCCGCCGCUACUUACGGUGCGCCCGAGCACGCAUAGACACGCCGCCGUUGCCAUCGCGUGUCCUGCCAUUGCCCUGCCGCGCCCAGCACUUGUGCGUGCCGUCGAGGCUGCCCUCGCCCGCGCUCACCGCCCCCGUCGCUCCAGUUGCCAUGACGAAGACUUCGCCAUCGCCGGCCAUUCCGUCAUGGUACCGCAUCAUCUACCUCUACAUCGAGCCCAUCUCGACCUUUGUCGGGGCCGUCUACGCCCACCACUUCCAGUCCACGUAUUUGCAACUGCAGCACGCCGACUCCGCGCCCCUUGAGCCCCUCCCCCUGGGCACGUCCAUCGUACUGACGCAGCUGGCCAACCUGUACCUGCUGCUCUGCAUCAACGAGGCCCUGGUGCUGCGCGCUACCACGGAUCUCAAGGUCUGGAAGACGUUUCUAUUUGGCCUCCUUGUAGCUGAUUUUGGCCACUUGUAUUCCGUGCACCAGGUCGGCAGUUGGGUCUACUGGCGCUUCUGGGACUGGAACGCCAUCGACAUCGGUAACGUGCCCUUUGUGUACCUCCUAGCCCUCUCGCGGGUGCUCUUCAUCUUCGAAGUGGGCUUCGGUGGAACGAGUGUGGACGGCAAAAAGAACGCAUGAAAGCCGUCGAGUCGUACCCAUGACCAUGCUGAAACUCUAAAACUCUAAAUAAACAAACAAUCUUAGCAUG
Molecule: messenger RNA, 890 nt
Organism: Paraphaeosphaeria sporulosa
Lineage: Eukaryota; Fungi; Ascomycota; Dothideomycetes; Pleosporales; Didymosphaeriaceae
Exons: 1
Coding region: 341-820 (159 amino acids)
Source: RefSeq, a predicted model, not a curated record